CACAACUAAGCAGACCAAUUUUCCCGCUUUUCCUAUCUUCUUUCCUAUUUUCAUUAUUUCCUAAAGUCUCCUCUCUCUGUCUACGCGUUUGUGAUCUACCUCGUAAACACAUUAAAGACACAAAAUCAGUCAAGAUGUUCUCUAUUAAGACCAUCUCCACCGUCCUCCUGGCCGCCGCCGCCACCGUUUCCGCCGCUCCCACCAACACCGCCGGCACCAAGACCCCGACCCGCACCUACGAGCUUACAGGCGUCACCCACUCCGUUGUUGCCGGCCUCGGUGGCCUCCGCUUCGACCCAGACAACGUCGUCGCCGAGGUGGGCGACAUCGUCGAGUGGCACUACCUGCCCCGCAACCACUCCGUCGCCGAGUCCAACUUUGGCAACCCCUGCAACCCUCUGGCCGACGGCUCCUCCUUCUUCUCCGGUUUCAACUUCUUCACUCCCGAGGGCCAGUCCGCCAACGUCUUCCAGAUCGUCGUCGAGGAUAAGAAGCCCAUCUGGUACUACUGCGCCCAGAACGCCGGCCAGCACUGCAAGAACGGCAUGGUCGGCGUCAUCAACCAAAACUUUGACAGCCCUGACUUCACUCUCGCCAAGCACAAGGCGUUAGCUGCGCAGAAGGGCGAUGCCGUUAUUCCUCCUAUUCAGCAGGGUGGCUUUGUCAUCCCCAACCCCAACCCUCUCGGAGGCUUCAAGCUCUGAAUGUGUGAUCUAUCUAUGAUUAGUCCUUGUUGGGAGAUAUUGGGCUGUUAUGGCGGUAAUUGCAUAUGCAUUGGGCGGGUUGCAUGGCACGGUUGAAGGGGAAUUGCAUCUGGCGGCGCUAAAAAUUGGGAAAUUUGACUCAUCCGCUUUAUAACCUUCGCUCUUUAGCUUACUUUGGACACAUAAUAUUCUAUAUCAUC
Molecule: messenger RNA, 904 nt
Organism: Colletotrichum acutatum
Lineage: Eukaryota; Fungi; Ascomycota; Sordariomycetes; Glomerellales; Glomerellaceae
Product: extracellular serine-rich protein
Exons: 1
Coding region: 135-704 (189 amino acids)
Source: RefSeq, a predicted model, not a curated record